GAGUUGAUAUUUUUCGUCUAAGACACAUCGCUUACCGCUACAUUUCAAAAAGAAUUACACAUAAACCAUGCGCUUUGCACUUCCGCUACUCAUCCUAACCAGCCUCUUAGGCCUUCAAGUCACCGCUGUACCAGCACCAACAUUUAAUUCUAUUUCUGCCAACGCGCCGUUGCAACAGGAAGGACGCAUUGUCGGCGGUCAUCAAACAGAUAUAACGCAAUAUCCUUACCAAGUAUCCAUACGGCUCGACUCUUCUGUGCUCAUACACAUUUGCGGCGGUUCGAUUUAUGCACCGCGUGUUAUUAUUACAGCGGCACAUUGUCUGAAAGGACGUUACGCUUCGACAAUACGUGUCGUUGCGGGUUCAUCCACUAUUGCCGAUCAGUCGGAGCUGGGUGUGGCUGCGCAAAAACUAAUCUAUCAUAGCGGUUACAAGAAAAAAACACACACCAAUGAUGUGGGAUUAAUCAUUUUGAAAGUGCCUUUAAUUUAUGACGCCAACGUACAACCCAUUCAAUUGGCACGCACUUCGGCGGAGGUGGGUGCACACGCCAUCGUUACUGGUUGGGGUAAGAACGAUGAGACGGCGCAACAAAUGACCAACGUGUUGCAGGCAGUCGAAUUGCAAAUUGUCGAUACGCUGCAAUGUGGUGUGCAAUAUGCCUUGAAGAGUUAUAUCAUCACUGAGGAAAUGAUAUGUGCGGGCGCUGAGAUUGGUGACAAAGACACUUGUCAAGGCGAUUCUGGCGGCCCACUUGUUGUCGAUGGCAAAUUGAUCGGUAUAGUUUCUUGGGGUAUUGGUUGUGCUCAAGACUACCCCGGCGUAUAUGCCAGUGUACCGUAUCAUGCUGAAUGGUUCGAACAGCAAGCGGCAGAUUACUUGUAAGAUAAAGAGACGUAGAUAGAGAAUUAUAUAAAGGAACGCAUAACUAAACAUAAGCGAUUAAAAGAUAAGCGAACAAAAGUCUGUGAACGAAUAUACAAACGCAUUAUAAUUUAAAUAUCAUAUAUAUAUUUACUUCAUAUAUUACACAUCAAUACUAUAUUAUUAAUAUUAAUAUUUUGUGA
Molecule: messenger RNA, 1068 nt
Organism: Bactrocera oleae (olive fruit fly)
Lineage: Eukaryota; Metazoa; Arthropoda; Insecta; Diptera; Tephritidae
Source: RefSeq, a predicted model, not a curated record